Molecule: messenger RNA, 4191 nt
Organism: Hemibagrus wyckioides
Lineage: Eukaryota; Metazoa; Chordata; Actinopteri; Siluriformes; Bagridae
Product: chitin synthase chs-2-like
Exons: 20
Coding region: 182-3874 (1230 amino acids)
Cellular component (GO): cell periphery; cell septum
Molecular function (GO): chitin synthase activity
Source: RefSeq, a predicted model, not a curated record
GUCUGUAUUAAUAUGCCAUAAUUACUACUUCUCAAAAGAAUUCUUUUUACUGUCUGACAAAAGGAUGCAACAUUGACAUCACUGACGAAACUAGGAGAGGUAACGAACAAUUUAAUUGGUACCCGCCUACUAUAAAACACAGAGUCACUGAAUCACCUUGUCACUUUGUUUCUGAACAAGUAUGCAUGAAGAUCUGAGUGAAAAAGAGCACAGGGCCAGGCAGGCCUGGGAUGCUGCUCGGGAAACACCGAUUAUUACAGAUGAGGAAAAACCACGAAAGUGUCUGAGCUUCAUCCAAAUCAUCACAUGUACUUUUGUGGGAAUCUUGGUGUUUGGGCUUGCUUUCUUCAGUAAAGCAUCUCUUUUGCUAUUGAUAAACCUCUGCAGCAAAAACUCCACCAUAAAAUCCAAACCUUACGCUCUCCUCUUCAUUGGGUGCCUUCUGAUUGCUCCAAGUAUUUUACUGCUGAUCAAAAGCAUUUGGAAAAUUACUUUUAAGGAUUCAAAAACCCCGUCCAUGCAGACAUUGCUAUGGAUUGUUUCAGUGGAAACUUUGGUGGCUCUCGGAUCUUCCGUCCUUACCCUGGUCACUAUGCCCAAAUUUGACGUCCUGACUAAUGUGAUGCUUCUGAAUGGCAUUGGUACAUUAUCAGCCAUGCUGCAGGUGAUCGCAAAUACAGUCCAGCACGGAAGGAGGCGAUUUAUUGCAACUUCAUUAGCCGCCGUCAUUUUCCUAAUUGCAGGUUUUUGCUUAUUCGCUACUAACUACCUCAGAAAGCAAUAUGAAACGCAGAGCCAAGGGCUAUUCGUUGGUUUAGCCAUAGGAGGCACUUUCCUGGUCUCUUUGAACUGGUGGGAAAACUACGCCAUGCUUUUCAACAUCGUCUUCUUCCAAAACACAGUCCGGGACAUCAAAAGAUCCCAAAACUUUGUGAACAUUGUGGCUAGCUUAGUGCGAAUUGUUGUGACCUCUACUGUCCUUGGAGCAUAUGUGAACCUCUCGGGCCAGGAUUGGUCAUCAGUGCUGUCAGUCACCAGCCUUACCGAAACACUCGUCUUGAGCCUCUUCGCUAUUCAGGUUCUAGCUUCAGCUCUGUGUCGAUACAUGGCUGUGGUUGCGUGCAAAAUGCAUGCUGUGCGCCGCAGCUUCCUCAUCCCCAUGAUCUUCACUUCUCCAGCCACGCUGGGUGCCUUCUUCCUGGCUAUCUGGAUUCCCUUUGAGGAGUACAAGCAACAGUUCAACAACAGUUCUUCCAUACUAUUUGCUGACUACUGUAGCACCUUUAAGACGGUGGAAAGCCCAGGCCUUGACAUCAUGAGAAUGUUUCUGAGUAAUUUAACUCAGGACAUGUGUUACCACCACAUGGCAGACAAGACAAAUACAGUGGGAAUUGGUCUGCUUGGAUCGUCUUUGGUUAGCUGGUGGCUCGGCCUGGUGCUCUGCACACUCUACAUCUGGUUCUUGAACAUAGGACGCAUUGUCAGGACAAAGGAACUGUUUGUGUGCAACCUUUAUGAAGCAGCGUUCAUUGAUCAGUCCAUGCUCCUGAACACCAAGUUUGAGGUUGUGCUCCAGCCAAAACAAGCCAGGGAACAGGAGAAGGUGACCAUCUACCUCUGUGCAACCAUGUGGCAUGAGACUCUAGAUGAAAUGAUGAAGAUGAUCAUCUCUAUGUUCAGGCUUGACAAAUACCGACCCAAGAAAAACCAAUUUAAUGAUGUUGUGUUUGAGUCUCACAUUUAUUUCGAUGAUGCUUUCCUGACCAAAGACAACAAGCGAUGUGUCAACGAGUAUGCCGAGACCCUGGUGGAAGUCAUCAGAAAUGUUUAUGUCUUAUUCACAGAGAAUAGCAAAAGUGUAUUCAGAGACAGAAAGCCGCUUCCCGACCAGAAAAUCUUCCAGACACCGUACGGCUGCCGGCUGCAGUACACACUUCCACACGGCAACAUCCUAUUUGUUCACUUCAAGGACAAACACCAGAUCCGCCACAAAAAGAGAUGGUCUCAGAUCAUGUACAUGUACUACCUUCUUGGCUGGAGGCUGCACAAGAAAUACUAUGAGAUGUACCUGGAAGGGGAUGAGCAGCUGAUAGUUGUUGAAGACCAAUUAAAAAAAGCCAAGGAGAACACAUACCUUCUGGCUCUAGAUGGAGACACGGAUUUCCAGCCUUCAGCCGUCAUGCUUUUAGUGGAUCGGCUCAGGUUGUACCCUGAAGUGGGAGCCGCUUGUGGAAGGAUCCAUCCUACUGGCACAGGUCCGAUGGUGUGGUAUCAGAAAUUCGAGUAUGCAGUGGGUCACUGGCUCCAGAAAACAGCUGAGCAUGUGUUCGGAUCUGUGUUGUGCAGCCCGGGCUGUUUUAGCCUGAUGCGUGCAGAAGCACUCAUGAGCGACAAUGUCAUGAAGAGAUACACAACAAAAGCGACUGAAGCUUCCCAUUAUGUACAGUAUGACCAGGGUGAAGACCGUUGGCUGUGCACACUGCUCCUGCAGCAGGGAUGGCGAGUGGAGUACAACGCUGCCUCUGACUCUUACACCAAUGCGCCACAGGAGUUCAGAGAGUUUUACAACCAACGGAGGCGCUGGGGUCCGUCCACCAUGGCCAACACUCUGGACCUUCUUUCCAGUGGCAGUGUUACUGCACGACUCAACAAGUCCAUAUCGCGACCCUACAUUCUAUACCAGAUUAUCACCAUGGCUGCCUCGAUCUUGGGUCCAGCUACGGUCUGCCUCAUGAUUGCAGGAAGCUUUAAGUUCGUUCUCAAAGUAGACGCCAACGUUGCUCUUGUGAUGGCAAUUGUUCCUCCUGCAAUCUACAUAAUUCUCUGCUAUUAUCUCGGGCACGCAAAGUCAGACUUACAAAUCAGCAUUGCUGGCAUCAUGAGCAUAUUCUACGCUUUUCUAAUGACAGCAACUAUCUUAUCAAUUGUCGGGGACCUGGUAAUCCAGCAAACUUUCAUGACCCCAAGUGGCUUGUUCUUUAUUGGCAUAAUCAUCAUGUACGUUACCACGGCCCUUUUUCAUCCUCACGAGUUCCAUCUUAUCAUGUUUGGCUUCAUUUACAUGAUCUGCAUCCCCAGUGGCUACCUGCUGCUGGCAAUUUACUCCAUGGUCAACAUGAACAACGUGUCAUGGGGCACUCGCGAAUCUGCCAACACGGCCGGCGGACCUGAGCAGAACAUCCAGAAAAAUGUCAAGUGUCAGAAGUUGUUCAAACUAUGUGGCUACAACUUUGAGUUUCAGGUGAACAAAGAAGAAAAGGUGAUAAGUGCAGUGCCAGAGAAUGCUCCUGAAGCGACACUUAUGAAUGAUGAUUCUAAAGUACCCACCCAACCUAUAGAAAGACCUUUCAGUGGGAACUAUUUUAUUCAACAGUUGGCAGAAAGCUCUGGUGAACUGGCUCUUAGGGAGCACAGAUUUAACUUGGAAGAAGAAAAGUUUUGGAGAGACCUAAUUGAACAAUACCUAAAACCAUUGGAGACUGAUAAAAAGAAGGAGGAAAAAAUCAAAGCAGAUCUUAAAGACCUACGCAACAAGGCAACGUUUGUGUUUUUUAUCUGUAAUGCCCUGUGGCUCGUGGCUACUUUCUUUCUGCAAGCCAUUGGCACCGCAGUGAGCAUCACCAUCCCUAAAGUUUAUGCUAAUGGAACUGUUGAUCCUGAUGCAAAGAUAUUUAUCGAUCCUAUUGGACUGAUGUUCCUUUUGAGUUUUGCAAGCCUCCUUACUAUCCAGUUCUUAGCUAUGUUGUGGCACAGAGUCCAGACUUUAACACACUUCAUUGCUUACAUUGGGACUGAGGCCGAGGUUAAAAGGAAUAUGAGGAGUCACACUGUGGCACUGAUCCCUGAAAACAGAGAUGAAAUUAAUUUUCUUUAGGAGGAGAUUAACUUGAUUGAAUUGAAGCCUAGAGGUGCAUGAUCCAAAAGAUGGUAUAUGAACACACAAACCUCAAGAAGAAUCAUCACACAACCUGCUUGUUGGAAUUGAAAGAAAUAUAUAUUUUUUAAAACACUUUACAAUCUGUUAUCUGUUACUUCUCUUUCCACUGUAGUGAUUCUUCUUCUUCUUCUUCUUCUUCUUCUUCUACUUGUUAUUAUUGUUAUUAUUAUUUAUUGUUGUUGUUGUUAUAUAUAAUUAUCUGAGCCAUUUUGCUGUUGUUGGAUCUUAAAAUUACAUACAAACAAAGCAAAAUU